This is a messenger RNA of Manduca sexta (tobacco hornworm), 3298 nucleotides long. Its product is annotated as protein OPI10 homolog. The coding region runs from base 144 to 755 and encodes 203 amino acids. The transcript has 4 exons. NCBI's taxonomy places the organism in Eukaryota, Metazoa, Arthropoda, Insecta, Lepidoptera, Sphingidae. Gene Ontology annotation, biological process: protein import into nucleus. Gene Ontology annotation, molecular function: nuclear import signal receptor activity; Hsp70 protein binding. The record is from RefSeq and is a predicted model, not a curated record. Gene Ontology annotation, cellular component: nucleus; cytosol.
AACAGCUGUCAAUGUACCGCAACUAUAGUAUAUACGAGUAUAGGUACCACAGAUGCUAAAAAUGCAAUUGUUUCUAGAAGCAAGUAGAACAAAAUAGCGCGUUUUAUAGUCAGCUCAGACGUUUAAACACUAAAUUCUAGAAAAUGUCGAACGUAUUUGGCUUAAUUGUGUCCGGACGGCUGGUGCAAACAGACUUCACGCCGUUGUCCGAGACGCGGUUCCUCGUGACGAUAACAGAGGCAGACUCCAUCAACCACGUGGCGGUGUUCCUGACGGGCGCGGCGCCGCUGCCGCCGGGCACCGCGGGCAUGGUGUACUGGAGCUGGCCCGACCCCGCCGCGCCGCCCAACUGGCAGCUAGUCGGACACAUAUCCAACGCCAAACCAUCCACUAUAUUUAAGAUAUCUAAUUUAAAGAAACUCCACGAGUUAACUAGUGUUCCAGAUGAAAACAAAUUCAUAAGCACUUUCGGGCAGCAGCAAAUCUGCCACAAUGCGCAGAUCGGCAUAUCCAUCGAACCAGAAGCCAAUGUGCAGUUGCUGGGCUCUUUUAUUGCACAAGAAACAAAUAACUACGUAACGUUCGCCCAAAAAAUGCUGGAGAACCUGGUGAACUUCGUGGCAUCGUUCUCGGUGACGCAGGACCAGAUGACGCCGACGCCCGGCGUGUCCUACAUUCCGCUCAACACGCUGCACACCUGGUACCAGAACUUCGAGCGGCGGUUGCAACAGAACCCUAACUUCUGGAAGAACUAGUACCAGCUGUCAGCCAUAUAGGUACCGCUUUACCCACUAUAUAGAUCCCUGUCUUUCUUAUACAUAAAGUAUGGACUGAUUUGAAAGAAAUUUUUUUUUAACAGAUACAUAAUUUGGGGGAUUGCUUGCCGUCAUAUAUGUUCCUUGCUGUAGUAUUGGACCCUCUAAAGAUACAAUCUAUACUGUUUAAUUUUGCGGACCAUCAGUCUUAUACAAACGUCAUUUACAGUUCUAGCGCUUGGGAUUUUAACACAUUAUGGAUGUUUAAACACAGUGCCAAAUUCUCGACACUUCGAUCUACUUAAAGAGACAUAUGUUUUGGGUAAAGCUGUACAACUUACAACCAAAUAACAAUCAAAUGUAACGCUGAUGAUUAUUUUGUAUUAAGUAUGUGUGGUUUUAUUUUAUGAAUUCAUUUGUACAGCGACGACAUGCUUAUGCAAAAUGGUUUUAUACAUUAUAAAAUGGGUGUUUGCCUGUUUUUAAUAUUGGACAUUUUAUGCGCAAAAUAAAUAUCAAAUAAUACAAAUAUUUUUAUGCGAAAACAUCAAUAAAAUGUGUGUACAUUAAGGCAAGGCAGCAACUGAUACGUGAAAUAUUAUGAAAUCCAAACAAGUUGCUAUCUCGCUCGCACACAUAUACGCAAUAGUGGCCUCAAAGUGAGCUGCUCAUCCUUUUUCUGUUUGGAUCUUACCAUCUUUAUCAGUUUUAAAAGCUGGUAACUAGCAUAAAUGUUGGAUUAGUUCUUAUAGAAAGGAGGACAAAACAGCCAAUACAAAAUAAUGAAAGCAAUAAAGAAAUAAAGCCAAAUACCCAAUAGUAACAUGUAUUGUGAGGAUGUGUAUGUAAUAACAAAGCAGGCUGUUACUCGACUGGUUGGACACUGCAAAGCUAGCCAUUCCACAGUACAAUGAUUAAGUUGUAGCUAGGGCUUUAUACUAGAGACGAUUUUGUCCUCUGAAUGCACGCCCUACCAAUUAUUAUAGAAAUACGAAACAAUGUAAGCUCACAUCCCAAAGGGAAGAGAAAAGCCUGUGGAUGUGGAACUCACGCGCCCAUAGUCCGCUGAGCUUAAGGAUUAAUAUGACACCAAACCUCGAAUAAUUACACCAUCACAGCCUCCCACAAGCAGCUGGGCUGUGUCGCAACACAGGUCUGUGUUCAACCACGUUCAUUUAUUUCAUGAUCGUAGACGGAAUUCACAAUGGAUGCGAACGUAUAAAUAAGUAGUAACAAAAUAUUAUAGUCACUAUUGUACUACGCUAUUCUAUAGGGUAUACCUGUAAAAUAUUUGUAUAGGCAAAUACAUAUAUAUAUAAUAAUGUAGCAGUUACCGAUAUAGACCGAAAGCAGUGUACUGCCUGGUAAAAUAUCUGUGAAUAAUGCCUUAAACAAUAGAUUUAAUAUUUCCGUAUGAAAAAAAAUAUGCAGACAGUAGCGGCUUUACGAUACAAGAAAUAAAACAGAAACCAACCUUCUAAGGAUAUAUUUUGUCUCUUAACUAAAUUUGGAAGUUGUGAAAAUGGUUUAUGUUAAAAGUUAACGCAUAAACUGCUGAGUGAAAGGAUGCAGAAAUUUGUCAUACAGAUAGACCCAAUUAUCGAUAAACAUUAGUCGGGAUAGUCUUGGUUUCGAACCCCGGCUGGGGUAAAGUGAUAUUGAGUUUUUCUACUCAGUAUCAGUCCAGGGUCUGGGAUUUCUGCCCGCUCUGGCGAUUGGGUCGCCCCCUUUGUUAUGUAACGGGAUAAAUACGGCGGAAAGCGUUUGCACCAGUUGCGCCUCCGCUCAUCCCUUAGGAUACAAGGCGUAUGUGUGAGUGUGUGUGUUUGUGCGAAACACUAACGCUUUUAUAGUAACAACAUCGGGUUUACAAUAUUUUCCAUCGUAGAGCCGCCACUGAUCGUGGUGUGUAGUAGAGGUAACUAAAUAUUUCUCAUGUUGAUCAUCAAUUUAGUUGAGAGUCACCAGGCACUUUAAAUGCCGGGUAAAAAUAGACACGUGAUAAUAAUAAAAUACUUUUAUCUAUAAUAUUAUUCCCUUUGGUAUCCAAAUAGUUGUCAGAAAUAUUUAUUACCUCUCAAAAAUAUCUGAGGGUCUCCCCAGAUGUUUUAAUAAAUAUUUACGUAGACAAUUAUAUAAUUAAGCAUAUUAUGCUUUAUUAUUUUAAAACCAUAAUGUAAAGAUAAUGAAAUACAAUUGUUCCUAAUUUAUAUUUCAUAUGCACCAUUGGUAUAAGCAAAAUUUGAGUAUUACCUAUAAUUUAUAAGUAAAGGCGUUCAAACUCUUCAUCACCAUAUUUCAAUGAUAAGAGCACUCAGAAAUUGUAAUUAUUCCAUAAUGUAAUCUACAGAAGGGAAGGAACGAAAGUGCCGCUUUUUCGAAGUUUCCUAUUAAGUCAUAAGUCUACUAAAUUAUUUGCAUGACUUGCGUUGCUGACGGUACGAAUGAAGCGAAACCAUUCGUUUUAAUUUAUGUGUACAGUAGACAUAAAGACUGCUUUAAAAUAGAUUUUUCUUUAAUAAAAAUAUAUUUUGGAAAUCUUG